AUGGCUGGCGCUCUCAUCUCCGUCGUUUAUCCCUCAGCGCCGGACGCCAAGUUCGACCUCGAAUACUACAACACGAAGCACAUGGGCCUGGUCACUGAGAAGUGGGGCAACAAAGGUCUCCAGCAGUACUGGGUCGCAGACCUGCGACCAUCAAAUGGCCCUUACGCUAUCCAAGCUACAAUGCUGUGGGACUCGGUCGAGAGCUUCCAGAAGGCGGCAGCUUCGGAGGACUCGGCGGCGGUGUUUGCCGAUGUCGCUAACUUCACCAACUUGAAGGCAGUCGUUCUGUCUGGAGCGAUUGUGAAGUCGUCCAACUAG
This is a messenger RNA of Diaporthe amygdali, 318 nucleotides long. RefSeq lists its product as uncharacterized. The record is from RefSeq and is a predicted model, not a curated record. Lineage: Eukaryota; Fungi; Ascomycota; Sordariomycetes; Diaporthales; Diaporthaceae. The transcript has a single exon. The coding region runs from base 1 to 318 and encodes 105 amino acids. Gene Ontology annotation, molecular function: oxidoreductase activity.